Molecule: messenger RNA, 4440 nt
Organism: Monosiga brevicollis MX1
Lineage: Eukaryota; Choanoflagellata; Craspedida; Salpingoecidae
Exons: 9
Coding region: 1-4440 (1479 amino acids)
Source: RefSeq, a predicted model, not a curated record
AUGGCGUACUUUUCCGCUCUUCUGCUGCACCUGCGAUUGAUUCGUGAUGGGCUGCUGUGGCAGACGGGUGCACGGCCCUUGGAUCUGUACCUUCGCGGGGAUCUUAUCCAGCUGCAGCUUGUUGCAGAUCUAUUGCGUGCAACCCGUAACCCUUGCUCCUACCGAUCUUCGAAUUCCAAUGGGUUAGGCAGAACCACAUGGAUCAGCAAUCGCGAGUCGCAUGCUGCACACUACAUGGACAAGCGGGCCAGUGCGGUCAUGAUGGCGUACCUGAUAUUGUGCAAGCCGCUGGAGGAGUUGUUUGCUGAUUACUUGCAAGAUCGAGACGAAUUGAUCACGUCUGAGGCAAUAGAUCCCAAUUCUUUGACGGAAGAAGAGCAAGAUGAGCUCGAGGCAGACGCGAUGGAGGACGAAGAUUCGAUUGAGCCCAACACCGUUGGCUCUGUUGACGACCAGCACGACGAUCUACGAGCGGCCAAGCGUGUCGCACAGGAGGGCACGUAUGAGCUGCUGUUCAACAUUGCGCCAAUGCAGCUCGAAAAACAGCUUCGGCCAGGCCAAGUCUACCGAACCAUCCAGGCCGUGACCAAGCGGUUUCUUGGAACCAGCAUCACUGUCAGCGCAUGGCGGCACAUGAGUGUGGCUUGGCUGCGUACACUGGUGUUGCAUCAUACGCCCGAGCCUUCAUUGGGGGCGUUGAAUGUGGCACACUCUCAAAGCCAGCAUGCAGGCAGGACGGCACGGAAUGUCUAUGGCCGCACGCAGCUCGAUCACAAGUUUGUGUCCAGUGAAGCACAGUACGGCCACCAGUUUGUGUCUGAGGAAUGGCACAAGCUCAUGAAGCUGGUAGACGCAGAGGAUCAGAUCCAAGCCAAGACCGUGAAUGGACAGACCUGCGUGCAACAAGUGGUUCAUAAACAGGUGGUCAUCCAGUCGUCUCGGGUCAGGAACGCCAGCACACAGGUGCAAGAGACAGUGGGCACGCAAACAGAUCUCGAGGUUGAAGCCUGCGGCGACAAGGACGUGGAUGAUGAAUUGGUAGACAUGCUAAAGGCGACAGCCCUGACCCAUUUAUCAAAACGAUGCUUAAGAACGAAUUUCGUGUUGGUGCUUGCCAGACGUUGCCCUGCGGUACUCAAUGCCACCGUGCCUCUGAGGGCGGGCCUGGACGCUGAAAUGACCAAGAAAGAGCUGGUUGAGCCCCUCACAUCCCUGUGGCUGGCCCUGGUGGAGGUGGAGCUGAGCCUCUUUGACAACGACAAGGUGCACUUUGUCAACGUCUUCUUAUUGUGCACGGCCAUGUCCAAAGGAAGCGGCAUCCUGCAAGACAUCAGGCAGUGGACCACGACGCCCGCUGGACUGCUCCAGCGCAUGAGCAUGGCACGAACAGCGAGCGUGGCCGAGGGGCAGGCUGGAGUCGACGUCGAGGUCCGAGCCGAUGGCGACGUGACGGACGAGACGCUGCGCACCAUUGUCUGUCGAGGCAUUGAGCUCAAUGUGGAGGAGCUCGGGGCUGCAUUGGAGCAGAUGCGCAAAGACAUGACGGAAACUUUGGACAAGCACCUCUUGCUGGACUCACGCCUGCGGAAAGAUUACGAGAAAGAAUAUGAGCGGCUGCGAUUGAAGGAGGAUCGGACCAACAGGGUCAAGAACUGGUGGGUGGGCCAUGGCAGUCCAGCCGAGAACGCGCUGUUUGAUCACAUUGGCCAGACCCUGAGUCUGCGGCAAGAGUUUAUCCAAACCGAGCAUGGGCCCAGUGGCGAGCUGACCUUUCGAGAGGACAGGGUACGGGUAUGGCUCCUCUAUGUGUGCAGGUUCAACGAGCUAGCACUCACCUACACGCACAUUGCCGGAGGUCUGCCGCCACGAGCCUCUGUGUAUCAAGGGCUGUCCUACAAAAACGGCGUGGGCCGGCAACGAGCCGCGUUUUUUGCCGAGAAGCAGCUCUCCAUAUUGACCCGCGUGAGCAAGACCUACUGGCUGUCCCUGAACGAACAGCACACCUUUCGAUACAUGGACCAGGAAAUCAGCACGCUGAUAUUCAUGUAUUUGCUGCUGUGCAAGCCUCUGGAGCACAUGCUGAGCAGCUGGCUGCAAAAGCGGGGCGGGCUGAAAACCCCCGACGACGAGAAUGGCAUUCACAAUGCCGAGCAGGACGACGAAGAUUUGCUCGACGACGAGCUGGAUGAAGACCACAUGAGCCACGACGAGACGAUGACAUUGCGACGCGAGGUCCGGGACGCUCGAAACCACUACAACAACAGCCACCUGCUCUUCAACAUUGCGCCCCUGCAGACGAUGGUCAGCCCAGCUACCAUCUAUGCGGCAUUUCGUCGACAAAUGACCACGUACCUACAUCGGCCAAAGCUGGGGGUGGCCACGUGGCGACACGCCGCCACCUUCUGGAUGACGACGUUUGUGAUUAACCGACUGUCGGCCGAGACGACCAGGGCCCUGGGCAGCCUGAUCCACACUCAAGCUCAACACUCUGGGGACACGGCCCAGCGGGCCUAUGCGCGCACAGCCAGUGACCAUGUGCAAACCAAAAUGUCGUCGCGACUGAUGCAUCAAGUGGCCUCGCAAAAAUGGCAUGCUUUGUUUGGACUAGAUCGCAAGCGCAGCAUAGCCGAGUUGACCGCGAACCAAGAAGCAUUGGAAGCUCGCUAUCCCAUCAGCUGGAACCCGGUGACUGACCUCUCGUCCGAAGCAAACGGGCGUAUCAUCAUGAACACGAGGGCCGAGCAUGACGUACCCUACAUGACCCAGCUGGCCAAGCAGGCGAGCAUCUCGUGGGGCCACAGUUUCAACAGCCAAGAACAGUUGGACCUGGCUGCGGCCAUUGACCAGCACCGGCCGGAGGAUGAAUGGCUGAUUGUUGUUGCCCCGACAGGCAUGGGUAAAAACAUUUUGUACCCUGCCCAAGCUGGGCUGUCGCCCGCAUGCCGGUACGGUGCUGUGGAUUGUGCCGUGGCAGAUGGCCUGGACGUGCUCAUCGUUACGACCGACAUGUUUGUCCGCGUGGGAUCUGAAUCGCUACACGGAAAGGUCUGCUUUCAGCGCAUCCGCACCGUGGUGAUGGACGAGGCGCACACGCUCAUCUCGGAUGCCAGCUACCGAGAUGUGAUGGACGAAGUCGCAGCCAGUGUGGGUUCUGGCGGAUGGACCAACAUCAAACGCGUGGCGUUGACGGGCACACUUUGCAUCGGGGACCAGGAGCAUCUGUUUCGAAAGCUGGGUCAGCAAGUCGGGGGCAAGGUGUACCGUCUAGAGACGAUGCGUCGCGAUCUGCAGCUGCGUGUGCUUCACGGAAACCAGCCAAACUUUUUGUCGCAUGUGCAAGCCAUUGUGGACACGCAGCGGAUGAUGCGUCAGGCGAAUGGGGAGCGUGUGCACAUGAUGGUCUUUUGUGACACCGUGAACGAGCAAGAGGCGCGAGGCUCGGUGCAAACCAACGUUGGCAGAGGGCGAGAGCACGCCACAGCCAGUCGUGCAGUCAGCAGCACAGCCAACCCCCACGAAACACGCGCCAACCCCGUCGGCCUCGAUCAUUUGCGUGCCAGUACCAUCGGCCUCGGGUUCAACCUCGUCUCCGGCGCGAUCGGCUGCAAGCUCAGCCUCGGGUACACUGCGGCCCCUGCUCCCUCAACAUCCAAGCGAACGGCAUCGGAUGUCACGUGCACAGCUGCUGCUUCUUCAACAGCGGCGCAAGCAGCAGAGUCGCAUCUUCCCGCAGCAAAACGAGCAGCAUCGAGUGAUGCGCGCACCGCCACCGUUGCCGCUACUGCUACCACUUGCUCUGAAGCCACGGUAUCUGCUGCGGCUACGCCUUCGAAUCGGCACAACGUCGCGCCAAUAUUUCGGCCGAAAUCGGGGACAGAAAAAAAAUAUCUGAUGAACUACGCGGCGGCUGACAAGUUUAUUGGCGUUCUGAAGUUGAUGGAUGAUUAUUGCAUGCGAUGUACUAUUCGACAGGCGAAACCCGUCCUGAAGGCCGAGCAUCAAUGCGUAUCUAAUCGUGGUUGCAAGCGGUGUCACUUCGGAGGACACGAGACAAGUGAAUGUUUCGUGGGCUUCGCAUAUCCCAAAUGGACGUGCUGCUACGCUUGUGGAAUGCCAAAGGGGAUUCGUGGAUGGGAUACACGGAAUCACCGUUGCGGGCAGUCUCAAGGACUGGAUUCGGGCCUGAGCUGUCUCCUCCUUUAUUCGGACUGUCAUUCGGGGCUGCGCGACCUGGCAAAACGGAUGGGCUACAACUUGAGGGUACAGACAUUGAAGGAUUUAAAAACGCGCGACUUGUUUGUCAAGUGGCUGUACUCGCCCGUUCCUGGUCUACCUCCAGGGGAUGGGCAUUGGCGUCUUGUGGAAUUUGUGUUUGAAAGUGCGAGGAUCCUGCUCCGCAGUGCGGCGAAAGCCCAAGUCGGCCCCGACAGUUUUCGCUAA